Encephalitozoon romaleae SJ-2008 is the source of this 570-nucleotide messenger RNA. RefSeq names its product CDP-diacylglycerol. Gene Ontology annotation, biological process: phosphatidylinositol biosynthetic process. Gene Ontology annotation, cellular component: membrane; Golgi apparatus. Gene Ontology annotation, molecular function: CDP-diacylglycerol-inositol 3-phosphatidyltransferase activity. Lineage: Eukaryota; Fungi; Microsporidia; Unikaryonidae. The record is from RefSeq and is a predicted model, not a curated record. The transcript has a single exon. Bases 1 to 570 code for a protein of 189 amino acids.
AUGAAGUUAAGUGUGAUGUUCAAUGUUCCGAACACAAUUGGAUAUUUCAGAAUUGGACUCCUGAUUGCAUCUACCUUUGUAUCUGGAUCAGCGUUUGUUGUUCUAUAUGGCCUAUCAUCUCUCCUUGAUUUCUUUGAUGGGCAUCUUGCAAGGAUGCUCAAUCAGUGCUCUCUUCUAGGGUCAAGCCUAGACAUGAUAACAGACAGGGUUUCCACAGUUGUGAUAUCGCUUCGAAUCAUCCAGAAGAGAGUUGAAUACUUACAGAUUCUAUCUCUGUACAUAAUAUUCGACCUCAUCUCUCAUUUUAUAUACUUCCACAUGUCGACCUUGCUGGGGAAGCAUCACAAAGGAACGAGCAAUAGGAUCCUAAGAGUUUAUUAUGACAAGAGGGUUCUUGGCCCUACAUGUUUACUGAGCGAGGUGUUCUUUAUGUACAUAUACUGUUUUGACUACAAGGGAGUGCUUCUUUAUACUCUUGGGGGUGUCACAAUGGUUAAGACAUUAUUCCAUCUUGCCCAACUUUCAGAAGCUGUUUCAGGUAUGAGUGAUAUCCGUUGUAUUGAGAAAUAA